AUGUUCAUGAGUAUGUUCCAAGAUGAUGAGCGUGGCGAGUCGGCCAACGGAUCACUCCAGCCGGCUGCCACGUCAGCAAAUACACCAGGUCAGGCCACACUCUCCCCAUCCUCCGCCCUCAUCCUCGCCCCACCCUUUCCCCAUCCUCUUCCAUCCUCCCCCCAUCCGAUUCCUUUCCCAUCCCUCCCCCCUCCCCCCCCUCCUCCCCUCCUCCCCUCCAUUCUACACGAUCUGCAGCAGACCAGCCGGGCUGCCUCGCAAUCAGCAGCAGCACGGGCCGUUGAUCGAACCCGAUCCAACGGCUCCACAGCAGCGGCAGAAGCACAACCAAGCACCGCCACAGAUGGCAAGGGCAAGCGGGUAGCUGACGGUGUGAAGGCGCAGCAGAGAGGAAGAAGAUCCGUGGUGGGGAAUGGGAGUGUGGUGCGGAGUGGGAGUAGAGAAGGAAGGGAGGAGCAACAACAGGAGGAGGGAGAGGAAGAAGGGGAGGAGGAGGAAGAGGAGGAGGAGGACGGGGAGGAGGAAGAGGAGGAGGAGGGGGAGGAUGGGGAGGAGUUGGAAGAGGAAGACGAGGAGGAGGAAGAGGAAGAAGUGGAGGAGGAAGAGGAGGAAGAGGAGGAGGAGGAGGAGGAGGAGGAGGAGGAGGAGGAGGAGGAGGAGGAGGAGGAGGAGGAGGAGGAGGGUGGGGGUGUGAGUGGUCCGGAAGUUGUAGUGUUUCAAGAGGGGAGUAACCUCAAGAAGAAAGCAACACGUGUCAAGCUCCUAUUGGGUGGCCAGAUCAGCAGCAGGAAGGAGAGAAAGCUCUUCAUGCACUUCCCUUCCUCUUUAUGUGCCUUCUCCCCACCCUCUCUCAACCCCACAACCCCCCUCCUCCCCCUCCACCCAAACACAUUCCCGCCACAUCCGAGGGAUCCCAACGCACCGGUGGAGGAACCAGAGGGGAGGAGAAGGAGGGGCAGAGGGCGGGCGGUGAAGAAAGAGGAGGAGGACGAGGAGGAGAAGGAGACGCGGCUGCACAUGGAGGAGUACAUUGCGAUUGCGAGGGAGACAGAGCGCUUGAGGGAUCUGGGGAAAAGAAAUGAAGCACAAGUAAGAGGGGAGCCAAACCACAUUGUGCGGCAUCUGGGGGUGAAGGUGGGAGGGGGUGUGCGUGCGUGUGUGGAUGUGCAUGCGUGUGUGGAUGUGCAUGCGUGUGUGGAUGUGCAUGCGUGUGUGGAUGUGCAUGCGUGUGUGGAUGUGCAUGCGUGUGUGAACAUCGUGGUUACAAAAGCAUCUUGGCUCCUCGUGGCUUGUCACUCUUUUUCCUCCCUUUCGACUGUGCCGCUCUCUCCCCUUCUCUUCCCCCCCCCCUUUCUUCCGCCCAAGCGCAUGAGCAUGAACAUUGCAGCCACGGAGGGGUAUCGGUCAGUGCAGAGGAAGAAACGGCUGCGAGAACUUGAGGAGGAAGUUGCUUCUGGGAUGAUCCAAGUGAAGGGAGGGAAUCCUCACGACAAGAAGAGCAAGCACAGGAGGCUGGGGCAGGGCACCCUUGCCCGGCUGCUGGCAGAAGAGGAAGAGGCCAAAGAAAGAAGAGGCUGGGCUGGAGAAGUUGCCUCUGGAAUGCUCCAAGUGAAGGGAGGGAACCCUCGUGACAAGAAGAGCAAGCUCAGGCGGCUGGGCAGGGUACUCUAG
Closterium sp. Naga37s-1 is the source of this 1671-nucleotide messenger RNA. NCBI's taxonomy places the organism in Eukaryota, Viridiplantae, Streptophyta, Zygnematophyceae, Desmidiales, Closteriaceae. The record is from the annotation of a GenBank genome assembly.